Molecule: messenger RNA, 627 nt
Organism: Camellia sinensis
Lineage: Eukaryota; Viridiplantae; Streptophyta; Magnoliopsida; Ericales; Theaceae
Source: RefSeq, a predicted model, not a curated record
AUGGGGCCUGUAGUGCCAGUGGCUGAUUUAAUUUGGAACAACUUCGCUCCUCCCAAAGUGCAAUUUUUUAUGUGGUUGGCUUGGCUUGGUAAGGUUAAAACUUCCAGCUUUCUCCAUAGAAUUGGAAUCUUAUCUGAGAGUGCUAAUCUUGCUUGUGUUUUCUGGCAUGAUGAGGUUGAAACAGUGGAUCAUCUAUUUCUUUUCUGUCCUUUUGUUUGGUUGUUGUGGUCUAAUAUAGUAAGAUGGUGGGGCUUGCAAUGGGUCUUACCAGGUUCUGUGUCUGGUCUGUUGCAAUGGUGGUCUGGUUGUAGAAUGAAGAAGCUGGAGAAGAAAAUAUGGAUGGUUCUCCCUCUGGCUACUCUCUGGUCCACUUGGCAGCAUAGAAAUGCUUGUGUAUUUUCUGGUUCUCAACCAAAUUUGGCAGAUUUGUGUAAACUAGCAAAAGUCAGAUUAGCUAUGUGGCUCAAAGCAUCGCCAAUUCAGGUGGAGUUUUCUAUAAAUGAUUUGGUUGGGAUCUGUUGGUCUGCUAAGCUCUGCUACUGUGACAAGCUUGGCCUUAGUCUCAAGUUGGAUUCAUGUGUGGCUGGAGUUAUGAUAUCAACCAUUGAUUUUGCACAACAUACUUAA